CUAAAUCCUUGCUGUUGUAGAAUCCUAUCCACUGUUGUCUAUAAAGAUUCUGGCAAAUCAUUCGCUUCCCGCUCCCGGCUCGUGAGGAAGGAACAAAGAAAGAAAGAGAGGGAGCGCCUCUUUCUCACGCAACCUUCCUUACAUUUCCGGUCACUGCUGAAUUUUCCCCAUUCCGGCUAAUCUUUCAAGUCUUCCUCUAAGUUCUGUUCUCAAUCAGAAACUGAAAAUUAGAAUGGCAGUUGGUACGGAAGCGAUAGGUGGAGAUAAUGGGGUCAGGAGGAGAGGUUGUUCGUGCACAAAGAGCGAUUUUCUCCCUGAGGAGUCGUUCCAAAGCAUGGGCAACUACUUCCAGGCACUUCGUGAGACUCCUAUGCGGUUCAAGGACAGGCUCCUUGCCAGAUCCAUGGACUCCACCGAGAUCAAUGAGGUCAAGGCCCGGAGCGAGCAUGAGAUGAAGAAGAACCUAAAUUGGUGGGACCUCAUCUGGUUCGGCAUCGGCGCUGUUAUUGGCGCUGGAAUAUUUGUCCUCACCGGACUCGAGGCAAAGGUGGACGCCGGUCCUGCCGUUGUCUUGUCAUACGUGGUUUCAGGGAUUUCCGCCAUGCUCUCCGUCUUCUGUUACACCGAGUUCGCCGUGGAAAUUCCGGUUGCAGGCGGUUCAUUUGCUUACCUAAGAGUAGAGCUUGGUGACUUCGUGGCCUUCAUUGGCGCUGGCAACAUCCUCCUUGAGUAUGUGAUUGGUGGUGCUGCUGUAUCCCGCUCAUGGACAUCUUACUUCGCCACCCUCUGCAACCACAAACCUGAUGAUUUUCGAAUCAUAGCCCAUAGUCUUCCUGAUGAUUAUGGCCACCUUGAUCCCAUUGCCGUUGUUGUUGUUUCCAUCAUUUGUGUCCUCGCUGUCCUUAGCACCAAGGGAUCGUCACGCUUCAAUUACAUUGCCUCCAUUGUCCACAUUGUGGUGAUUCUAUUCAUCAUUAUUGGCGGCCUUAUCAAUGCAGACACCAAAAAUUACUCCGACUUUGUUCCCUACGGUCCUCGGGGAAUUUUUAAAGCUUCAGCUGUGCUUUUCUUUGCAUAUGUUGGAUUCGAUGCUGUUUCCACAAUGGCUGAAGAAACCAAAAAUCCUGCUCGAGAUAUUCCUAUUGGGCUUGUGGGCUCAAUGACAAUAACUACAUUGCUCUAUUGUUUGCUAGCCGUGACAUUGUGUCUCAUGGUUCCAUACCAGCAAAUCGAUCCAGAUGCCCCAUUUUCUGUAGCAUUUCAGGUUGUAGGUUGGGAUUGGGCUAAAUACGUUGUGGCUGCAGGCGCAUUGAAAGGCAUGACCACUGUUUUGCUUGUUUCAGCAGUAGGUCAGGCCCGUUAUCUCACACACAUUGCUCGUACUCACAUGAUGCCACCUUGGCUAGCACAGGUCAAUGCAAAGACUGGGACUCCGGUAAAUGCAACCAUUGUCAUGCUUGCUGCUACUGCUAUAAUUGCCUUUUUUACAAAUCUUUCGAUUCUGUCCAAUCUUCUUUCCAUCUCCACUUUGUUUAUCUUCAUGCUUGUGGCGUUGGCACUUCUUGUACGCCGCUACUAUGUCAGUGGUAUGACAACAUCUGCAGAUCGUACAAAGCUCAUUGUGUGCAUUUUGGUGAUUCUUGGUUCCUCAGUGGCCACUGCUGCUAUUUGGGGUGCGGGUGGAGGUGGUUGGAUUGGUUAUGUGAUUACCCUGCCAAUAUGGUUCUUCGCUACUUUGGCACUCAAUGUUUUUGUUCCACAAGCAAGGCCUCCAAAAUUGUGGGGUGUUCCAUUAGUGCCGUGGUUACCAUCUGCUUCAAUUCUUAUCAACAUUUUUCUUUUGGGAUCGAUUGAUAGGGCAUCAUUUGUAAGGUUCGGUGUUUGGACAGUUAUUUUGCUGAUCUACUACUUCCUAUUUGGCUUACAUGCCUCCUAUGACACGGCCAAGGAGUCAAGGGAGAAUAGAGCUGAGGACGGCUGGAAAGGAAUGGAAGAAGGUGCAUAGUUUGGCUGAUAUGUACAGCAAUAUUUCUAUAAAUAGUAGUUCCUUACUGAUAUUAUGAAUCAUUAUGUUUAGACUUUAUCAGGGGUUUCUCUUGUCAAUUACUAAUGUUUGUGUAUUUUCUUUUUAUAACUAAAUUAAUUAUUUAAGUACGUUUGUCAACUAUAAAUUGAAUCUAGGGUUCGCUGGAUUGUCACCUCCAGGUGCCCAUAGUGAAUUUUCCUA
Hevea brasiliensis (rubber tree) is the source of this 2227-nucleotide messenger RNA. RefSeq names its product cationic amino acid transporter 1. The record is from RefSeq and is a predicted model, not a curated record. Gene Ontology annotation, biological process: amino acid transport; transmembrane transport. Lineage: Eukaryota; Viridiplantae; Streptophyta; Magnoliopsida; Malpighiales; Euphorbiaceae. The transcript is spliced from 3 exons. Gene Ontology annotation, molecular function: L-lysine transmembrane transporter activity; L-glutamate transmembrane transporter activity. The coding region runs from base 233 to 2005 and encodes 590 amino acids. Gene Ontology annotation, cellular component: plasma membrane.